CCGAGGCUCCUCUCUUUCUAGUGAUGGAGGCGCUCCGGGCUGCGGGGCGAGCUGUGCUCCGGAGCCCCGCCCUCGCCCGCCACCGCUUGGGCGUUGCCCGCCUUCGCCGCCACCGACAAGAACUCCCUGAAUCUUGGGCUGACAUGCGUGAACCCCUCUUGGAGGGCAUGAGUUUUGCCCUGAAGUACCUAGGCAUGACAUUGGUGGAGAAGCCCAAAGGGGAAGACAUGGCAGCAGCUGCCAUCCACCGUAUCAUUGCCAUGGCUCGGGUGGGGCCUAAGAAGUUCCAGAAGAUGAUUCUGACUGUGUCACCCAGGGGCCUCUCUCUGCAAGAUGCUGAGACCAAGGAAACAAUUGAAACGAUCUCCAUUUACAGGAUUUCCUAUUGUACCACAGACAAGCUCCAGAACAAAGUCUUUGCCUAUGUGGCACAGAACCCUCAGAGCGGUGCGCUCGAAUGCCAUGCUUUUCUAUCACCUAAGAAGAAGAUUGCCCAGGCUGUGACUCUCACUGUGGCCCAGGCCUUCCAAGUGGCCUUGGAUCUCUGGCAAGCUGCACAGGCAGGCUCCAGGGAGGAAGAAAAGCACCUUCCAAGGCCAAUGUGCCCCAUAGAAAGCACUUGUCCGCCAGUCAGGACACCUCUGGGCAGCCCCCCGUUCAAAACAGACUUUGAGGAUGAAGAUGAUGAGGAAGGAGAUCUUAAUGAAGCCUUCUCUGGCUGCAUGGAGGAGGGGGGCUGCCCCACCACAGAUGCAGGGAGCCUUACCUUUGGGAGCUCCCCAGUCACACAGUUCUACUCAGUGGCAGCCUGGGGAUGCAGUCCUCCCAGCAAUUGCCUGCCUCCAGGGACACUUUUCUAAAUCUCCUGUUGCUGUCAUCACUAUUCAUCUCCAGCACCACUUUGUUAUCUGCAAUGCAUAAAGAAUGGGCUGAUCUCUCCAGCCAUAGAC
This is a messenger RNA of Python bivittatus (Burmese python), 950 nucleotides long. NCBI's taxonomy places the organism in Eukaryota, Metazoa, Chordata, Lepidosauria, Squamata, Pythonidae. The record is from RefSeq and is a predicted model, not a curated record.